Schistocerca serialis cubense is the source of this 808-nucleotide messenger RNA. RefSeq lists its product as uncharacterized. The coding region runs from base 420 to 767 and encodes 115 amino acids. The transcript has 7 exons. NCBI's taxonomy places the organism in Eukaryota, Metazoa, Arthropoda, Insecta, Orthoptera, Acrididae. The record is from RefSeq and is a predicted model, not a curated record.
CGCGCACUGUGUCCGACCGUAGGCCGCCCGGCUGGCGUCGCAGGAGGUGCCAGAGCGUACGCGAAGCGACAGGUGGUGGCAGCACUCGUUUGCGUGGACGAGCACCGCUCUGUCGGCCGGUGUUCUCCAAGGAGAGAAUAUUAGAGAUCAGCUGCGUCGAGUCAAAGCAGCGCAGGAGCAUUGUUGAUCCGUGAAGCUGUACACCGUGCGCUGAAGGAAUCAGAAAGACCACAUGCUAGUCAGUUCAUACCAGUUGACCCAUAGCGUCUUGUUCAGAAUUAUCGUUCUACAUCAAAGUCAUGGGCAGUGGGCAUCCAGAGCCGAUCCUCUCUACAGGGCAAGAUCCAACAGAGCCUUUCAGAGUUGCCUGCGUCGCAAGUGUGGCGCGGCGGCGAUGAGGAGGUAGCCGGCGCGGCGGGAUGCGGCGGGUGUGCGCCACGGGGCUCGUCCUGCUGCUCACCCUCACAGUGGCGGUGAGCUCGCCGGCGCCGCAGGGUCAGCACGGACAGCCGCAGGCGGGCUCCCCGUCGACGCCCAACCCGGGCGGCGGCGGCCCCAUCAUCCGCAGGGGCCGCGUCUGGCGCGAGUGGCGCCGCGGAGACCCCACGCUCAUCAACAGCCUCUGGAAGAGCAAGACGCCGCUAGGCAACGCUGAGCCGUACAUCGUGCUGGCGCUGCUGAUCGGCUUCGUGACGGUGGUGAUCGGCUGCUGGCUGUCGGACAACUGCUGGUCGCCGGAGCCGGAGCAGCUGGUGACGCUGGCAUAGCAGCAGAAGCAGCCGCAAAAGGCGCCGCCGCAGCUGCUGCG